This is a messenger RNA of Arabis nemorensis, 756 nucleotides long. Lineage: Eukaryota; Viridiplantae; Streptophyta; Magnoliopsida; Brassicales; Brassicaceae. The record is from the annotation of a GenBank genome assembly.
AUGGAUUGUAAGAAGGAGGAAACACUUCGUAGAGGGCCAUGGCUCGAAGAAGAGGACGAACGGCUUGUGAAGUUCGUUAACCUUUCGGGAGAACGUCGUUGGGAUUCUCUAGCAAGAGUUUCCGGUUUGAAUAGGAGUGGUAAGAGUUGUAGGCUAAGGUGGAUGAACUAUCUGAAUCCGAAUCUGAAGCAUGGACCGAUGAGCCAAGAAGACAAAGUGAUCAUCCUUCAGCUCCAUGCUCUAUGGGGUAACAAGUGGUCAAAAAUUGCAAGAAGAUUACCCGGUCGGACUGAUAACGAGAUUAAAAACUAUUGGAGGACUAACUUUAGAAAGAAAGGGGAAGCUCAAAACUAUGGUAGAUACAAAAAUGAUGUGGUUGGUGGAGAUAAGAUCAUUGACUUGAGAGGAAAUACAGGAGAAGAAUUGUUGUGCAAGUAUAAGGAAACAGAAUCCACAAGGAAGACUCAAGAACAUGGUUUUCAUGAAAUUGUGAACAAGAGAAGUAUGGAAAAUGGUAAAGAAAACAAUGAUGGUAUUUGCGAAAGAGAGAGCUUCGGUGUUAUGAAUUCACCAUACGAAAACCGUAUUUCGGAUUGGAUAUCAGACAUUUCUACAGAUCAAAGUGAAGCAAAUCAUUUUGAAGACAAUAGCAGUUGUCACAAUGAGAAUAACAGCAAGAACAGCCUUAACAUUGGUUCUUGGUGGUUUCAAGAGACUAGAGACUUUGAAGAGUUUUCAUGUUCCCUAUGGUCGUAA